AUGUUCAAAAAAUUUGCUAAAAAGUCAUCAAACGAGGAUUCCAUCUCUAAAGAGAAAUUGAUAGAGAUUGAAAAGCCUAUAAAAGAAUUACCUUCAUCUAUAACUGCCCCAAAAGAGAAAGAAUUAAGCGAUGAUCAGGAGAAGAUGUAUAUAAAAGUGUUGCAACACUUUCAAGAUCCAGAGUUGAAAAUCCGUUUGACCGAGAAAGGUGGCUCUGAGGAUAAGGAGGGUUUAAUCGAUGAAGAAAAGGCUUGGUUAACUAGAGAGUGCUUCUUGCGUUAUUUGAGAGCCACCAAAUGGAAUUUACAGGAUUGUAUUGAUAGAAUUUGCUCUUCAUUGGCCUGGAGAAGAGAAUUCGGUAUCAGCCACUUUGGUGAAGAGAAUGGGGAUGAGCUAACUGGUGACGAGGUAGCAGUUGAGAAUGAAUCCGGUAAACAAGUAGUUUUGGGUUAUGAAAAUGAUGCACGUCCCAUUCUAUACUUGAAACCAGGCAGGCAAAACACGAAAACCUCCCACAGGCAAGUUAAACACUUGGUUUUCAUGUUAGAAAGGGUGAUCGAUUUCAUGCCAGUCGGACAGGAUUCGCUAGCAUUACUGAUAGAUUUCAAAGAAUAUCCAGAUGUGCCAAAGGUAGCAGGGAAUAGUAAAAUCCCUCCACUAGGUGUCGGUAAGGAAGUUUUACAUAUUUUACAAACUCAUUAUCCUGAAAGAUUGGGUAAGGCCCUUCUGACCAAUAUACCUUGGUUGGCAUGGACUUUCUUGAAAUUGAUUCACCCUUUCAUUGAUCCUUUGACACGUGAAAAAUUAGUAUUUGAUGAACCUUUUACUGAAUACGUUCCAAUGGAUGAAUUAGAUAAACUUUAUGGCGGGUACUUAGAUUUCACAUACAAGCAUAAAAUUUAUUGGCCUACACUAAUCGAGUACUCACGUGAAAAGAGGGAACACUACCUAAGUAGAUUCCAAAAGUUUGGCAGUAAAGUUGGAUUAAGUGAAUAUGAUUUAAGAGGCAAUCAUGAUAACUUACUUUUCCCCGUUAAUAAGUAA
This is a messenger RNA of Zygotorulaspora mrakii, 1044 nucleotides long. RefSeq names its product phosphatidylinositol transporter (gene PDR16). The transcript has a single exon. Gene Ontology annotation, molecular function: phosphatidylinositol transfer activity. Lineage: Eukaryota; Fungi; Ascomycota; Saccharomycetes; Saccharomycetales; Saccharomycetaceae. The coding region runs from base 1 to 1044 and encodes 347 amino acids. The record is from RefSeq and is a predicted model, not a curated record.